CAGGUACCUCUUUGAUACCUUGGAGAGUCAAUGGAGGCAAUGUUGCAAACUCUGUUGUAAUUAAAACAUAAAGAAAAAAAAAUCUUAGCUUACAUAGUCUCUCAGUAUCAUUCAAUGCCUAACAUUUCAGAAGAUGAAAAGGAGAAUGGUUCUGGAAAUAAUGGAAACACUGAAAACAAACCUGGGAAAGAAUCCCCAGAAGCUUCUCUUCACGGUCCCUUGAAGCCAUACUGCAUGUCAGACGCCUCCACUGCACCCUUGGUGUCCAGGGGAGAUGGGCAUUAUCCAUGGGGAUGUCCUGUGACUCACACACGAGAGAAAUUUUAUACCAUCUGCUCAGACUAUGCUUUUUUAAACAGAGUAACAUCUAUUUGUAAAAGCCCAAGUGCUUCAGUUAGUGCCUGUCUGUCAGGCAGUGCUGCCUUACAUGUUGGAAAUAACACACCUAGCUUACUUGGCAUUCAAACUGGUGCUUCAGAGAUAAUCUACAGUGAAGAUGCUAACUUGGAAGGCUUGCCUGGUGGUCUUGGAAAGCUUCCACUGGCAUGGGAAAUUGACAAAUCAGAGUUCAAUGGCAUGACCACAAAUCUGAAGAACAAAGCAGGCAACAUGAAGAAACAAGUGACAAAGAAAAAAUCCCUAGACAAAAAAAGCAAACAAUACAGGGAGUGUCAUCAGCGUUCUGCUCUUGAAGAUGUGAAGGAGAGGAAAGUGUUGGACCUCCGGAGAUGGUAUUGUAUUAGCCGACCUCAAUACAAGACUUCCUGUGGAAUUUCAUCCUUAGUGUCUUGCUGGAAUUUCUUAUAUAGUACACUGGGAGCUGGAAGUUUGCCACCCAUUACUCAAGAAGAAGCUUUGCAUAUACUGGGCUUUCAGCCCCCAUUUGAGGAGAUUAGGUUUGGUCCUUUCACUGGAAAUACAACUUUAAUGAGAUGGUUUAGGCAAAUAAAUGAUCACUUCCAUAUCAAGGGAUGCUCCUAUGUUCUGUAUAAACCUCAUGGGAAAAACAAGACAGCUGGAGAAACUGCUGCAGGGGCCCUUGCAAAGCUAACAUGUGGACUGAAAGAUGAAUCAAUGGCGUACAUCUACCAUUGCCAAAACCAUUAUUUUUGCCCAAUUGGAUUUGAAGCAACCCCAGUAAAAGCUAGUAAAGCAUAUAGGUUACUGGAUUUGGACUCGGGAGACCUGGGUUCAGUUCCCAGUUCAACCACAGACUUCCAAUGUGACUUUAGAGGUCGUGUCUUGCAGCAAGAAGUAGAAUAUUGGAUCUUAAUUGGAGAGCCGAGCAGAAAACAUCCAACAAUACACUGUAAAAGGUGGGCAGAUAUUGUCACUGAUCUAAACACCCAAAAUCCAGAAUAUCUAGAUAUUCGACACCUAGAGAGAGGAUUGCAGCAUCGAAAAACAAAGAAGGUUGGAGGAAAUCUUCAUUGCAUCAUUGCCUUUCAGAGACUUAACUGGCAAAGAUUUGGUCCUUGGAAUUUUCCAUUUGGAAAUGUUAGACAGGAUAAACAAUCCCAAUCACAAGGACAAGGAAUUUCCAAAUCUGAGAGUGAAGACAAUAUCUCUAAGAAACAACAUGGACGACUGGGUCGAUCUUUCAGUGCUGGCUUUCAUCAAGAAUCUACGUGGAAGAAAUCUAAUCUUCGUGAGAGGAGGAACAGUGGCUAUCAGAGUUAUAAUGAUUAUGAUGGAAAAGAUUAAAAUUAACUUUAGAUAACAGAGUUGAUAAAUUAAAGUUAGUUUUAAUCAAGACAUAUUAGGGAUCUAUUAGUCCUAGAAUACAUAUGAAUAGAAAUUAUGUUAUAAGAUACAGCUUCAUAAUUAUUAUAUAAAUCUGAUGAUACCAUUUCAGUGGAUGAGGUCUGAUGUAUAAACUGACAGAUAAGCACAGAUGAUUAUACUUUUGCAAUCAAAAGUAAAUAUGGAGGCAAAAUCAAUCAUUUAUUUUGAAAUAACUGUAUUAUGUCCUGAUCCAUGAAAACAAAAGAACAGACUGAAAUUAGUCAAUAUAAUAAACAGACUUCAUUGAAAGUACUUAGUAUUCAAAGCAUGUAAAUUUAUGAUAGGACUUUAUAAAAAGGGUUAUUCUGCAAAUGGUGUAAGGAUGAAAGUAAACCUUGCCUUCCUUUUUAAGACUCCAUUUUAUUAAGGCUGCCCAUAUCCAGUGAAAAG
Molecule: messenger RNA, 2175 nt
Organism: Pterocles gutturalis (yellow-throated sandgrouse)
Lineage: Eukaryota; Metazoa; Chordata; Aves; Pterocliformes; Pteroclidae
Gene: BIVM
Product: basic, immunoglobulin-like variable motif containing
Exons: 10
Coding region: 115-1704 (529 amino acids)
Biological process (GO): nucleotide-excision repair
Cellular component (GO): nucleus
Molecular function (GO): single-stranded DNA binding; DNA endonuclease activity
Source: RefSeq, a predicted model, not a curated record